Colletotrichum gloeosporioides is the source of this 1101-nucleotide messenger RNA. RefSeq names its product 60S ribosomal protein L37. The record is from RefSeq and is a predicted model, not a curated record. Gene Ontology annotation, biological process: kinetochore assembly; translation; attachment of mitotic spindle microtubules to kinetochore. The coding region runs from base 1 to 1101 and encodes 366 amino acids. The transcript is spliced from 4 exons. Gene Ontology annotation, molecular function: structural constituent of ribosome. Gene Ontology annotation, cellular component: kinetochore; ribosome. Lineage: Eukaryota; Fungi; Ascomycota; Sordariomycetes; Glomerellales; Glomerellaceae.
AUGGACGCGUCAAAAGCGGCGCAGGUCCUGCGCAAGAUUGAAGACCUCAACGAGAACCACGAAAUCUCAAUCAUCAAGCUCAGCGAACCAAUAUCCAGCGCGGGCACGCAAGAAUCACGACAACGAACCUCGGAUGCAUCAAACGCCUCGCAGGAUGGGACGACGCCAGACAGCCUCGACGCCGACCUGGCGCACUACAAGGAGCUCUUCGCCAAGCUGCGCUUCUCCUACGUCGAGCAGGUCACCAAAGAAAAGUUCAUCCGCGCCAUCGUCGGCGACCCGCCCGUGAUUGUCACGCCGCAGGAGAACCUCGAGCUGGAGAAGGCGAACCUUGAGGCCAAGGCGCAGCUCAAGGCGCUCAAGGUGGAGGUGGCGGACAUGGUGACGGAGCUGGAGAAGAAGGGCAAGGAGCUCGCGAAACGGUACGAGAGCGUGCAGCUGGACACGGCGAAGCUCAAGGAGCUACCGGACAAGAUCCUCGAGUUGGAGGAAAAGGUCGCGGAGUUGAAGGAGUCGCAGGCGCCGGGGCAGAGUCCGCAGAUGAACCUGCCGUUGGCCAAGACGCUCGAGUUGGUGGACGAUAAGAAGAGGCAGCAGCAGCAGCUGGACCGCGAGCUGGAGCAGUUGCAGGCUAAGGUGCCGAGGAAGAGAAAGGAGAUGGAGAGAUUGCAGGCGGAGUUGCAACCACUAGAGGCCAAGAGGCAGAAUAGCAAGGCCGCGGCGAAAGAGGCGCGGAGGAGAAAAGAGGGCGCGGGCGGUGAUGAAGACGACCUCGAGGAGCGGGGGCGGUGGUUGAGAGCCAGCGAGGCAGCACUCAAGCAGAUGCUGGAUAUUCAGGGUCGCCUGCAGCGAAGGGUACCUCCUCGUUUGGUAAGAGACACAACAAGACGCACGUUCUGUGCCGUCGCUGCGAAGCACACCUGCUCUUCCUGCGGUUACCCCUCGGCCAAGACCCGCAAGUACAACUGGUCCGAGAAGGCCAAGCGCAGAAAGACCAACGGUACCGGCCGCAUGCGCUACAUGAAGGACGUCUCCCGCCGCUUCAAGAACGGCUUCCAGACCGGCGUCCCCAAGGGCUCUACCGUCCCCGCCUCGGCUUAA